CUAAGUUUACUGCAAUCUCUGCACGGGGGGAGGGAGAGAAAGGGAGAAAGAGACAGAGAUUACCAACAUGACAGCAGGUAGAGAGUUUAGGGCAAGACUCCUUCCAGCUUCAACAACUGGUUUUGUCCUGUGAUGUGUGUAGCUGUGGACAGUGCGAUAAACCCACAAGCUCAGUGAAAGCAGCCAAAGGAAUUUGUGCAACACAGGAAAAAUCGAGCAUGAUGAAGAAUGAAGAAAUGAGUUUCAAUGUGGACAGUACUGCAGCCUCUUCCUUCUCUCGCUGCCUGCAGCCACUAAGCCCUGUUACAAAGCCACAGAGAACAACUCCAUUUGGUGAAGAAUUCAGAUCGCACCUCUCACAUUUCCACUAUGGCCCUCCUCCUCUUGGAGACAUGGAAACAUUUCAGGGGUCCUUGGAAGGAGGUUCUCGGAAACGUAAGAGCAUGCCAACAAAAAUGCCGCCUUCCAUUGCCCUUGAGGGUUCUUCAUCACCACCAGACAGACCUGAAGACCACAGUGAUAUAGGCUCUUCUAGUCUCUCCUUGGUGUUCCAACAGCCAGCACAGCCCAAGUACAGUUCCCAGAUGAUCGACCUCUGCAACUUUGGGUUUCAGUUCUACAGAACUCUGGAGCACUUUGGAGCCAAGCCCAUUAAGCAAGAAUCAGUGAAGCCUAAUGUGGCAUGGCCCAGUAGCCCAGGUUUCAUGCAGGCUCCUUACCCUUAUUAUCCUAAAGUCCACCCUGGCUUAAUGUUUCCUUUUAUUGUGCCGCCAAACUUUCAUUUCAGGAACCCCUUUCAAAUGAAAAGACCUCCAGAGCCACCCUUCAGGAGAGCUGAAGUAAGAGAAAGUGGUGAAAAUAAACAGAAAGUGGAACGAGUAGAUGUCAACCUUCAGAUAGAUGACAGUUACUAUGUUGAUGUUGGGGGUGAACAGAAACGCUGGCAAUGUCCCAUGUGUGAGAAGUCCUACACAUCCAAGUACAACCUGGUCACCCAUAUCUUGGGGCACAGUGGCAUUAAGCCCCAUGCUUGCACCCGAUGUGGCAAGCUUUUCAAGCAGCUGAGUCACUUGCACACACAUAUGUUGACACACCAGGGCACUCGGCCACAUAAGUGCCAGGUGUGUCACAAGGCUUUCACUCAAACCAGCCACCUCAAGAGACACAUGAUGCAACACAGCGACAUCAAGCCUUACAACUGCAGAAUCUGUGGCAGGGGUUUUGCCUACCCCAGUGAGCUGAAAGCACAUGAGUCUAAGCACGAGAGUGGCAGAGAGAACAUUUGUGUGGAGUGUGGUCUGGACUUCCCAACCCUGGCUCAGCUGAAGAGGCACCUCACAACCCACCGUGGCCCUAUACAAUACAACUGCACUGAAUGCGAUAAGACAUUCCAGUACCCAAGUCAGCUGCAAAAUCACAUGAUGAAGCACAAAGACAUCCGCCCAUAUAUCUGCACUGAGUGUGGCAUGGAGUUUGUGCAGCCCCACCAUCUCAAACAACACUCCCUAACUCACAAGGGUGUGAAAGAACACAAAUGUGGAAUUUGCGGCCGGGAAUUUACUCUGCUGGCCAACAUGAAGCGACAUGUCCUGAUCCACACCAACAUCAGAGCCUAUCAAUGCCAUCUGUGCUUCAAGAGCUUUGUGCAGAAGCAGACUCUCAAGGCCCACAUGAUUGUUCACUCUGAUGUCAAACCUUUUAAAUGCAAGCUUUGUGGAAAAGAAUUUAACAGAAUGCACAAUCUAAUGGGACACAUGCACUUGCACUCAGACAGUAAGCCUUUCAAGUGCCUCUACUGUCCCAGCAAAUUCACCUUGAAGGGGAACCUAACCAGGCACAUGAAAGUCAAACAUGGGGUUAUGGAACGAGGAUUUCAUUCUCAAGGUUUUGGAAGAGGAAGAAUUGCUCUGUCCCAGACAAAUGUCUUAAGAAGCUUGGAACAGGAAGAGCCCUUUGAUCUUUCCCAGAAAAGUCAAGGGAAGGGAAUCUCAUUUCAUUCAGAUGGCGAGAGUGCCAAGGGAAGCUCAUGCCAGGAAGAAGAGGAAGACAACUGCUAUGAGGCAGAGGGAUACACCCCUGCCAUGUACCACCAGGAUGACAAUAAGCUAUACACGGCUCAGGAUCUGUCUGGCAAACCUGAGUGCAUGAUGAAGGACUUCAGAGAGUCCUACUGCAAUGAGAAAGAAGAAGUGCAAAGUGAGGGACGACUGGAGAAUAGAAUAGGGAGCUCAGACAAGCAGGAGAGCCAAGGAGAGAGAGACCUUGCAGAGGACAAAGAACACCUCAGCUUUAAAUCCUUUGAAAAGGCAAGGCUUGGCCACUCUCUCUCUGAUUACUUGUAUUUCAAGCACAGGAACAAGAGCUUGAAAGAAUUGCUGGAAAGAAAAGUUGAAAAACAAGCAAUGCUUAUAGGCAUUUAAGAUGGACAUUUUAAAAAAUCUGGAAAAUGGGAACUAGAUAGCUUUUAACAUGAACUGUAAUUUGUCAAUACCUGGAAUUUUGUAGGAGUCUUUAGAAACAAACAAGCCAAUGAAUAAAAAUAAUUUAAGGUAAAACACACAUAUUAAAACUAUAAAGCAGUUCAAGGUCACAAAGAAAUGCAAUAGAUAUUGAAAAAUAACGUUUUAAUACUUACCCAUUUUAUGUUUAAUCAGACAGUGGGGUAGGUAAAGAAGCUUAUUUUUCCUUUAUCUGGGAUGGUAGAGACAUAUGCAAUUUUCUAGUUAUUAAAAAGCAACAUAUUCUAGCAUUUGAUUUAUUAUCUGACUAAACAUACGAAGAAUUCUAACUAUAAAAGUCAGAAAAAAAGUAAUCUCAGUGCUAAGUAUUUCACAGUGUAAGUAAGAGUACUGUUAAACAUGAUGCACAUGAAAGUGUUGUCAUUCUCAGAACUAACACAGUCCAAAUACUUCCACCUAGUGAAGUGACAGUUCAACCACUUACGAUGAGAAAUGGGAAAGAAAUUAAGAAGAAAUAGUAAUGUUUUGUGAUAUGGUGAAGGGCAGCUCUGUAAGGACUGGAAUUUAUUACAGUCACAGAAGCUUUUUCUCUGGCACAAGGAAUGUUUGUGCUUUGCUCUUUCAGUCAGUAUGGGAGUAUUCAUCAAUUCUUCAAGUGAAGUAGCAUGGACUGUGCUGACAUGUUGUUCUACUGUCUGCUCAGACCAACAUAUAAUGAACAGCAGCAGCAUGUAGCAUUUGCAAGUUUUGCUGUAAUUACACAUAAAGCAAUAUGAGUAAUCUAGUAGAGAAAAUGGUGCAAUUUUGCCAUUUAUCUCUUCAGUUUGUCUUGGCUAGCAAGGCUGAUUUUGAAAUAGACAGGUCUGAGCAGAUUUUAUUUUAGAAGAUAUGGCAAAAAAAAAAAAAAAAGAGCCCUUAUAGGGAAAGCAGCACAUCACAGAGGAAAAUUGUUUUUGUAUUUCCUCUUUACCAAGUAAGAAAUUUUUCCUUUAUCAACACGGUUUGACCAGUAACCUCCAGGCCUUUCAGAAGAAUUCCACUCAUGCUGUUUUUACUGAGUCAUUCACAACUUUUCAUUCUUUUGAUUCUCAUAACAGAUGCUAAGAAACCACAAUUCCCUUAAGCACAUUCCAUUAAUUGCAUGAAUAAUUUGAUCAGCCCAUUGAUUACUGCAUCUUCAAAGUAGACUACAAACAGCCCCACUCCACCCUAUUGCUUAUAAGGAAAUAAAGAUUUAAUACGUCA
This is a messenger RNA of Neopsephotus bourkii (Bourke's parrot), 3704 nucleotides long. RefSeq names its product zinc finger protein 366 (gene ZNF366). Gene Ontology annotation, molecular function: DNA-binding transcription factor activity; RNA polymerase II cis-regulatory region sequence-specific DNA binding. NCBI's taxonomy places the organism in Eukaryota, Metazoa, Chordata, Aves, Psittaciformes, Psittacidae. Gene Ontology annotation, biological process: regulation of transcription by RNA polymerase II. The transcript has 6 exons. The record is from RefSeq and is a predicted model, not a curated record. Bases 219 to 2420 code for a protein of 733 amino acids.